UCCGGUCGGUACAGCACAGAGCAGCAGUGCAAAGCUUUUUAACAAACAUGGCCGACACACUAGCUCAUGCAAAGGACCUCCACCUGAGGAUGGUGCUGCUUGGGAAAGCUGGAGUAGGGAAGAGUGCAGCGGGAAACACCAUCUUAGGAAGAGAAGCUUUUCAGUCUUUUUCUUCUUUUUCUUCUGUAACAUUGGAGUGUCAGCAAGAAACAGCCCAGGUGGAUGGUCAUACACUGACUGUGGUUGAUACUCCAGGUCUAUUUGACACCACCCUGUCUGUAGAUCAGGUGGUUACACAGAUUGUUAGAUGCAUCACCUUUGCUGCUCCUGGUCCUCACGUGUUCCUGGUUGUGAUCCAGUCGACCAGAUUCACAAGCGAAGAAGAAGAAACGAUUAAAAUUCUUCAGAAGAUGUUUGGAGAAGAUGCAGCACGUUAUAUUAUGGUCUUGUUCACGUAUGGAGACAACCUGCAAGACGGAGUCGACAUCUACAGCUCAAUCAGUGGAAAUCGGCCUCUGCAUCGCUUCAUCAGUCAGUGCGGAGGAAGAUAUCAUGUUUUUAACAACAAGAGUGAGGAUCGCUCUCAGGUCAAAGAGCUGCUGGAGAAGAUCAACACCAUGGUUCAGAGAAAUGGAGCAACAUACUACACCAAUGACAUGCUGCAGGAAGCUGAGAGAGCCAUCAGAGAAGAGAUGAAACGACUUCGGAAAGCAAAUCCAGACAUGGGAGAAGAAGAAGCGAGAAGACGGGCGAAGUUCCUGAAGGCUGCUGGGAUAGGAGCAGGUGUUGGAUUUAUAUUAGGACCAGUGGGAUCAGCCCUGGGAGCAGGAGUGGCAAUUGCUGUUGUGGCAAUGAAACAAGGAGAAUGCGUUAUACUGUGAAAACUGUUGGUAUUUAAUCACGAUUUGAGAGUUUUUGUGGGAGUUCUUUACAAAAAGGUUACUCAGUGUGUAUUUGGGAGCUGAUGAUCGUCAUUAUUAGUGACUUCUAACUUUCAGAUGACUGUCUGCGGUGCUCCUGAUCUCAAUGUGUA
Messenger RNA from Pundamilia nyererei, 1033 nucleotides. RefSeq names its product GTPase IMAP family member 7-like. Gene Ontology annotation, molecular function: GTP binding. The record is from RefSeq and is a predicted model, not a curated record. Lineage: Eukaryota; Metazoa; Chordata; Actinopteri; Cichliformes; Cichlidae. The transcript has 2 exons. Bases 48 to 881 code for a protein of 277 amino acids.